AUGGAAUAUGUAAUGAUAGUUUAUGAAGGAUUGAUGUUUUAUGAUUUUGGAUGUAUAUUGAAAUAUUUAAUCACUAUUUAUUUAUUUGUUUUGAUGAGAAGAUUGUUUUUGUUCAUAAAUUUGUAUAUCACAAUGGAGUUAUUGAUUUGUAAGGAUGAGAUGGGACUCACAAUACAAAUUGACAAAUCUGUUUAGAUACCAGAAUACAAUUGUACUCUAAAUGUGAAUAAUGAGAAAUUAAUGAAUAUGACAUCUUCUGGUGCUUAACUUAAAGUAAUAGGAACUGAAUUGCUAUUGACUUAAAAUGUUAUGCUGAUAGGAUUUAAGGUUGUUGAAUUCCAGAACAUUACAAUAGACACCUUAACAGACUCAAUAAACAUAAUAGGUCCAGUUCUGCUCUAGAAAGUCAUUCUUCUUAGGAAUUGUUAAAUAAGUAGUACUAAAAUGUAGAUACGUGAUUCUUAGAUGAUAGGAAUGACAUUUUAAAAUAAAACAGCAUUUCAAUCUUCAAUUGAUGUAGAUGGAUUAUUCAUUUCAGAUAGCACUUUUUUUAGAAGUUAACUAAGUUCAUAGAUGAUCUAAUUAAGAAAUGUUAUUAUUGAUUAAGUAAGUUUUAUCAAUUCAACAUUAUCACCUAAAACCUAUGUGAACAGAUUAACUCUCAAUAAUUCAUUUGUUGUUUAAAGCAUUUUGAUUGAGACAGAUAUUUCACAAGAAAUCACAAUCUAAAAUACCUAUUUAACUCUCUCAACUGGAAUUUUGGCUAAGGGUGCUCUUUACACUAAAAUUCUCAAUGUAACUCUAUCUCAAAGUAUUUUGAUACGAGUACAAAGUCAAAACUAAAUCAAGCUCUCUAGUUUAAAUAUUAAUAAUGUAGUAUCAGAUUCACAAUUGAUUAUAGCAGAAAGUCAAUAUGUCUAUAUAUAUAAUAGUACAAUAAUGGAAGUUGAGUGUAAAGCGUUAUUCUCUAUUGAUAGCCAAAAUAUAUUUCUCCAGUAAAUCAUCAUAUCAACUUUGGUUGGGCCAUUAUUAAUAUCAAUAUCUAAUCAAACUAAUGUAAUGCUUAAUUACUUCAAUAUAUCUAAUAAUUAAUAAAAAGGUCUAUUUUAAAUUAAUGGAGCUUUAUCACUUUCAAAGGGUAAUUUUAAUUCCUUAUUUGGAAUAUUAAUUAAUUCAAUAACAAUUACAGAAUUGAAUAUUGAUUAAGUGGAAUUUAAAUAAAUCAAUAAUUCAAUACUGGUUAAUUUAAAAGAAACUUCCCUUAUUUAAUUAACUAAUAUUAUAAUAGAAGAUUGUUUUUCAAUUUAAAUUGCAAAAUUAGAAACUAUUGUUUAUUUAAUGAUUCGUAAUCUAACAAUUAAUAAUUGCUAUGAAUGCAAUUUCUUAACUUUGAAUGCUACUUAAGCAGAUCUAAUUUAUAUUAAAAUAUUUGAAAUUAGUAAUUUUCUUAAUCCAUUAAUUUAAGCAUUUGAAACUGAUAUAAAUAUCAAAGGAAUGUAAUUAAAUAAUAUCACAUAUAAUAAUAAAGAGUUAAUAAGUAUAUAAAAUUGUACAAAAUUAAUAUUCAAUGAUCUACAAUUUACAAAUAUGGAUUGCCCAUAUUGUGAUGGUAUCAUAAUGAUUAGAUAGAGCAAUUAGAUAGAAAUAUCUAAGUCAAUAUUCAAAAAUACACAAAGUUUUUUUGGUUUUAUUAAUAUUUAAGAUUCUAACAAUUUUUGUGCUUAUAAUAAUACUUUUACUAAUAUUUCAGCAAAUUAAGGAUCUGCUUAUGCUAUAUAUAAUACAGCAAUUAAAAUACAUGGAAAUCAAUUUAUUGAUCUAGUAUCUCCAGAUGGAGGUGUGAUCUACUUAAAGUAAUCAUCAGGAUUAUCCCAUUAUAUUUAAUAGAAUUUAUUUAAUAAUUGUUCAAUGAAGACUAAUAAACAUAUAUUUAUACUUACAAAUUAAAUAGUAGAACCUGAUAUCUUAACUUAUGUAACAGGGCCUGUGUAUUUAGUUGUUAAUAAUAAUAGUUAUUUAUUUGAUAAUCUGAUAAAAAGAAAGGAGAUCAUACAUAAAGAUAAUUAUAAGAGUGGAUAGACAUUAUAAUUGAGUAUAUCCAUUUUAGAUAGUGGAUAGAAUAAAAUAUGUGAUUUAAUUGAUUAUCUAACUAUUGAAGAGUAGAUUUUUGAAUUUGAUUAAUUGGAAUGUCAAUAUGAUGUUUCAUAUAAUUAUUAUUAAAAACUACCAAAAAAUGAAACUAUUUAAAUUCUACUUGAAUUUUAAUCAUUUAAGUUUUAUAAUGAUACAUUUAAAUUACCAAUAUAUUUAAAUCUCAUUUAAUGUGAGAUAGGAGAAGAAUGGGAAAAUUAAUCAUGUCUUAGAUGUCCACCUGGAUCAUAUAGUUUAGAUAAUUUUAAUCAUUGUUUAUAGUGUUUAACUUCAAUAGAAUCAUGUCCUGGAGGUUCAGAAUUAAUUUUGAAAUAGGGAUAUUGGAGAGCCAAUAAGAGUACAGAUAGUAUAGAAUAUUGUUAAUCAUCUGUGUCUUAAUGUUUAGGUGGAUCAAAUGAAUUCACUUGUAGUUAAGGUUAUACUGGAGCAUUAUGUGAUGAUUGUGAUUAUUAUGCAGAACAUUGGAAUAAUUCUUAUACUCGUGGUUUUGGAGGUAAUUGUACAAUUUGUGAGAAUGAUGUCUUCAAUAUUUUUAAGAUUAUAUUUUCUUUCUCUUGGAUCCUUAUUGCUUUAUUUAUAUCGAUUAGAGGAAGUUUAAGAUUAGUUAGAGCAUAAUUAUCAGCUCAUUAUCUAAGAAUGAUGGGUAUAUUCUUUGCUACUAGAUCUACUAUGGUGAUUGAUCAAACAGAAAUUUUAAUUAAACUAUUUUCAAGUUAUUUUCAAUUAAUAUCAAUAGUAUAAGUUAUUGAUUUUGAUUUUCCAACUCCAAUAGAAGUAAUUGCAUAAGCUAUUGGUAAUCCUUUAUCAACUUUGGGAUACUCUAUUGAAUGUUUCUUAUUGAAUUCAUAACUGUAAAUGGAAAUAGUGUAUUUGAGACAAUUUUGGAAUCUUUUUGUAUCACUUUUAUUUGUGUUUUCAUUUGUAUUGAUAUACUAUCUUAUUCAUUUAUGUAAACGAAAUUAAAUGGAAAAUUCAAUUAAAACUAUAUUCAUUUCUUGUCUUAUCUAAAUCAAUUUUUAUUUUCAAGGUGAUAUUAUAGAGGGUCUAUUACAAUUAAUGUUUUGCAUAAAGGCAUCUGGACAAUAUUACAUUUUAGCAGCUACAUCAUAUAUGUGUUAUACUGAAGAAUAUUAUCUUUAUCUUAAGAUACUUAUUAUACCUACAUUAAUUAUUGUUGGAAUAGUGUCUCCCCUUUUUUAUAUCAUUAAAUUAUUCUAAAACAAGAAUAAAUUAUGGACUUGUCAAUUACGUAUGCCAUAUGGAUAUUUAUAUGUGGAAUAUAAAGAUAAUUAUUAUUACUGGGAAUUUGUAUGUUUCUUUAUUAAAUCAUUAUUUUAUCUAUUGGAAACUCUUUUGAUCUAAGAUAUAAAAUUAAUGUUCCUAUUUGCUAUACUUAUUCUCCUUAUCUAUUUAGAAUUACUUAAUAAACAUUAUCCUUAUAUUGAGAAAUAGUACAAUUUUAUUGAUAAGAUAUCAACACAAUUAGCAAUGAUUACUUUAAUUUUAUCAUAUAGUUAAGAUAAUAAUCCAUAUACUGAAUUAGUUUACAUAUUAUCAAUAUUGUGUUCAAUACUUAAUUUAUUAUAUUGUACUUAUAUAUUUUCAAAGAUCAUAAGAGAAUACUUGUCAAGUCUAAAAUAAUAACAUAUUGAAAGAAUUGUUAAUCUUAUUAUUCGUUAUCCUUGCAUUAAAUAUUGUAUUAAAAAGCCUAAGAAUUAUCAUAAUAGAAGAAAAGCUUGUUUGUUAUGGAAGAAAGUUAGAGUAUAUGUAAUGGAAUUUAUAGAGAAAUUAAAAUUGUAGAAAUCUAACAAUAAUCUUAAUUAAGAUUACUAAAUACAAACAAGUACACAUCGACCAAACACAUCAUCCACUAAUACUUCUAUUAGUUUACUUAAUUCAAUGGCACCAUAAUUAUUAAAAUAUAUGUAAAAUAUAUUAUAUAUUAUUUAAUAGAAAACACAAUAAAAAUAAGUCCAGAAUUCAAUAAGAAACUCAUAGUCUAUCAUCUAAAAAGAAUCUGGAUUAAAAUGAUUUCAGCAGUGUAGUAUCAGCAUAUAUAAAUCCAAAUGUUGAUGAUGAAACUCCAUAGUUUCCAAAGAAGAGUACUGUCUCAAGUAUUUUUUCUUAUGUAGUCAAUAAUCAUGGGUAAACUCCAUUGUGA
Molecule: messenger RNA, 4312 nt
Organism: Paramecium primaurelia
Lineage: Eukaryota; Ciliophora; Oligohymenophorea; Peniculida; Parameciidae
Source: the annotation of a GenBank genome assembly